Molecule: messenger RNA, 2476 nt
Organism: Sinocyclocheilus anshuiensis
Lineage: Eukaryota; Metazoa; Chordata; Actinopteri; Cypriniformes; Cyprinidae
Product: dihydroxyacetone phosphate acyltransferase-like
Exons: 16
Coding region: 66-2054 (662 amino acids)
Biological process (GO): ether lipid biosynthetic process; fatty acid metabolic process; triglyceride biosynthetic process
Cellular component (GO): peroxisomal membrane; mitochondrial membrane
Molecular function (GO): glycerol-3-phosphate O-acyltransferase activity; glycerone-phosphate O-acyltransferase activity
Source: RefSeq, a predicted model, not a curated record
UGAUCUGUCUGUUGUUUAGGUAUCUUUGUUUAAUUAUUUGCUACGGACGCGUAUUAUAAUAACGGAUGUACAGAGCGACACAACGCGACGCGCCAAACUAUAGGCUAUCGCGUUUGUUGUGUAACGUUACACAGCUUUGGUGGUCUAUUAGCCUUAGCAGUAUGAACACGAGUGUGGACAGUGCAGAAGCUGAUGGCUUCUCUGACAUUCUGGAGGAAAGGAGGCGGAGCAGUGACUUAAGCCACGCCUUCCGGACCUUUAACCCUCAGCCAUUCUGUGGGGCCACACCCAUUUCAGCUGCCGCUCUCAACAGGAUGGUGCUUGAAUCACAAUACCUGAGCUACAUCAUACAGGAGAUUAUGGUUGAAUGUGACGAAUCGCGUGAAGCGCUUUUAGAAGAGGCAUCUGCGCUGCUGGAUGAGAUGAGUCAAAACCUUCAGCUGGGAUUCAUUCGUCUGCUGGGCUUCGCACUGAGCAAAGUUUUUAAGAGCGUCUUCAGCUCUAUACACGUCAAUGAGGAUGGACUCACACGGCUCCAGCAAGCCAUUCAGGAGUAUCCCGUCAUCCUGAUGCCCAAUCACAGGAGUUACGUGGACUUCCUGGUUCUGUCUUACAUCAUGUUCACUUAUGACCUCUCUAUCCCCGUCAUUGCAGCUGGAAUUCCUCUGAUGGGGAUGAAGCUGAUUGGUGAGAUCUUUCGGCGGUCAGGAGCGUUCUUUAUCCGUCGUGCCAUUGGCUCAGACAAGCUGUACUGGGCGGUGCUGUCUGAGUACGUCAGAACCAUUGUGCGGACAGGUUAUGCUCCAUUAGAGUUUUACGUUGAAGGAUUACGGAGCAGAACGCUGAAAUCUCUCACACCAAAACUAGGAAUGAUGCACAUGGUGUUGGAGCCCUUUUUUAAAGGAGAGGUGUUUGACAUCAGUCUGGUGCCCAUCAGCAUCAGUUAUGAGCGUGUGCUGGAGGAGUCGCUCCUCGCUCAUGAGCUGCUGGGAGUGCCUAAACCGAAAGAGACCACAGGGGCUUUGCUGAAGGCCAGGACUGUGCUGAAGGAGGAUUACGGCUGCAUGCAUGUGUGCUUUGGCAACCCUGUGUCAGUCAGAGACCUGGUGAAGGGAAAAAUAAACCGCAGACAGUAUAAUCUUGUACCCAGAGACCUGCCUAUGAAGCCCAGUAAGGAGACGCAGGAGUUUGUAUCUGGUCUCGCCCACAUGAUCAUCCGUUUGCAGGAGAGAAAUGUGGUACUGAGCGCCUGGAACCUGAUGGCCGUGGUUCUCCUUCAGAACCUACAGGGCAUUGAUUUGGACCUGCUGACCCAUAAAACCCUGUGGCUGAGGAGACUCGCCCUGCGGUUUGGAGCUCAUCUCAGAUGGCCCAAGAAUGUUUCGGAUUCUGAGGUGAUGUCAUCGAGCGUGAGCCUGCAUCACUCAGUAGUGCGCUGUGAGAGGGGGCGUGUCUAUUUAGUGGAGGAGGAGGGGCCAGGGCCUGUCACUGUAGAAAUCGAAUAUUCAAGUUACUCUGUUGUUUUCUUUCUAGACGACGUCUUUCAUCAUUUCAAGUUCCUGCUGGAGCUCUUUUCCAAUGAGUUUGUUCUUAUUCCUGGUCAAGCAGUUCAGGACUUUGAGGAGGGCUGUUCUUUGCUACAGCAGUCUGGUGUAAUCGACCGCUCUGAUGAAGAGAUCUAUGUGAGGGACAAUGGCCAGGAAACCAUCAUCUUCCUCAGAGCGAUUCUGCAGCCUUUCAUUGAGAGCUACCAGGUGCUGUUCAGGUACCUGUGUGAAGAGAGUUCGCAGACAUUCAGAGAGAAGAUGUUUUCAAACAGCAUCCGCAGUUUCAUCGUGAAGCUCUUUAUUUCAGGUGAAGUUGAGUCGUAUGAGUGUUUAUCGUCUGACCUCCAGAAGAACGUUCUCUCAGCUUUGCUCAGGAUGGCUGCUGUGACCAAAACUAAAGUUGAUGACCAGAAUGAGUUUAGAGUGAAUAAAUCUGCAGUGAAGAGAAUAUGGGACAUGCUGAGCAAUGGAUGGACCCCUCAGAUCAGUGUAGACGCCAGACUGUGAUGAGAAGAAUCGGACGACAGCGACUCUUGAUUCUUUUAUCGUAGAAUUGCAAAUAUGUAGAAGUGCUGUAUGUGUACAAACCUGCAGUAGCUGCUCUAGAUGUAGAGCAUCAUUAUUGCAGUAUAGAUGAUUUAAUUUUAUAGAUCAUGUGAAAAUCAUACAGAUUGAUAAUGGUAUUCAACAGCGAAAUGUACAUUUGAAGAUACACUUAUCUUUUAAGUAUUCUUUUAACAUGCAAUUUAACACAUUUUGAUAAUCCAUUGCAUUUAUUUUUUUAAUGGCACAAUUUUAAAACAUUUGUAUAAAAUAUCAUUGUUAAUCAAAUCUUGAUUACUGUUGUACUGUAUAUUCCUUUGUUGAUGUUUUUUCCCAAGCAGCACAAAGAAGAAUGAAAUAAAGUCCCAUUUAAAAGUGAACAGAAA